This is a messenger RNA of Lingula anatina, 1106 nucleotides long. Its product is annotated as protein Abitram. Gene Ontology annotation, cellular component: nucleus. NCBI's taxonomy places the organism in Eukaryota, Metazoa, Brachiopoda, Lingulata, Lingulida, Lingulidae. The record is from RefSeq and is a predicted model, not a curated record.
UACAGUGAGGAAAUGGAUGACAACACACGUGCGGCGGCUCUGGUUGAAGCUGAAACAAGAACAGUCCAGCACCCAUCUGUUGUAGAGCGGUAUUUUACUCCAAGAUACAAACCUGAUGUGAAGAAAGUUCCUGGAGAAGACCAGUGUGUUCUGGUACACUCAAAUAGGAUUUGUGUGGUGACGGUCGCCAGGUGUCACCCCAUCCUGUCACAGCACAAGACAGUCUGCGCAGUGAACUUCCAGGUGGACAAGAAGACAAAUAGAAUGGACAACAAGGUGACUGGGAAGGGGAAAAAGGGUGGUCAGUGGCUGACAGAAUUGUCUGCUUUGUGUCAUGUGACAUGUUCUGACCAAUCCACAUACACCUUGUACAGCUGCAUACGAGGACAUCUGGUGGAGAUAAAUGAGAACCUGGUCAGAACUCCUGGCUUGCUGACACAGAAGCCUGAUACAGAUGGUUACAUCGCCAUAGUGUUGCCGAGACUGCAUGAAUUUCAAGACCAAGUUGGGAGAUUGUUAACUUUAGAGCAGUACCAACAUGUCCUCAAACAGAGACAGUCACAACAACAGAGGCUAGACACACAGGGCACAAAUAAACAACAGCAGUCAGAAACUGUGGUGCAGAAAUCUUCCGCAGCAGCCAUGAGGCCAGCAGACAGUGGUUCCAGUAAAUGUGCAACUGCUGAAAGUCAACAAGUUGGUUGACUGGUAGCUUCAUGUACAUGUACUGUACAUGUAUACGGUGCAAAAAUCUUUUUAUGUUCUUCAAUAAUCUGACUUUAGUAUCAGGAAGGAUUGUGAAUGAACAUAGCUGUUGUUGUCUGACACAUUUGUUCACCUCAUAAGUGCCAAACUUGUUUUUGUUUUACUUUAUUUAUAAUUAAGUUUUUUUGACAAAAAGAGGGGCUGCAUUUGAAAAUCACCAUGAUCAGAUUAUUGUACCACCAGCGUUAGCGCUGGCGGUACACAUGGUUUUAGUCCUGUCCGGAUCGUUCCGCCAGCUCCCCCGGCUCCGCCGGAUGGCUACCAUUACCACUUCUCCUCCUAGACGGUAAGGGCCUCCGUACCCAUCUCUUGGAUUUAGGUCACCUAUAAUCUCAACUCGU